This is a messenger RNA of Oncorhynchus gorbuscha (pink salmon), 2272 nucleotides long. RefSeq names its product cyclic AMP-responsive element-binding protein 3-like protein 1. NCBI's taxonomy places the organism in Eukaryota, Metazoa, Chordata, Actinopteri, Salmoniformes, Salmonidae. Gene Ontology annotation, molecular function: DNA-binding transcription factor activity, RNA polymerase II-specific; cAMP response element binding. The transcript is spliced from 12 exons. The record is from RefSeq and is a predicted model, not a curated record. Bases 259 to 1770 code for a protein of 503 amino acids. Gene Ontology annotation, biological process: regulation of transcription by RNA polymerase II.
UGUCGCUGAUUUGAAUGAACUAGAGGACACCGCGCAUCAUAACAACGCAUAUAAAAUCUAAAAUAGUAUCUUAAUAAGCACUACACGCUAUUGAGUCGCGGGAUGCAUAACAACAUUAUAGUUGUAUAAGAGACAGUUCAGAACAGAGCAGCCUAAAAGAGCUGCUGUCAUCGGUUCUUAACAUUUGAAACGAUUUACCUUUUAUUGCUUUUUUGAAAAUAUAUUUUAUCAUAGAGUUUAAUUACAGCAAUUGCACUUAUGGACACCAUUCUGGACAAUUUCGCCCCGGAUAAACUUUUCCCCAGUGCCAACCUGUUGGACCUUGAGGAUUUGAAUGAAGGGGAUUUUCUCAACAAUGUGCACUUCUCGGAGCAGAUGGAGGACUUCUCCAACGAGCUGUUCAGCAGCUUCUUUGACGACCACCUCCUGGCCGACAGGAACCCACUGUUGGACAUGGAGAUGGACCCACCCAACCCUGACAUCCAGCAAGAACACAGCUACUCCCUGAGCGGAGACUCGGCCCCCCAGAGCCCCUCCAUGUCCAUCAAAAUAGACGAGGAAGCAGAGUUUGAAGGAAUGUGGUCUUUCAGCCAGGACCUGACGGCCAUCCUGGUAAAGCAGGAGCCUGAUCAACGGGCAGAGCCUUCCUCUACAGUCCCCUCCAUGGGGAACUCAUGCUUCCAGCCUCUCAACCUCGCCCCACCACCUCACAGGAGCUCAUCGGGGGAUAUAUGCUCCAAAGAGUUGAACCUCAACCCCACACCUGCAAUCAAAGAUGAACCCAGAGAGGUCAACCAGUUCCUCAACAUCCCCUCAGAUGAUCAGCUGCAGCUCCCCCCCACCCCUCCCAGCAGCCAUGGCAGUGACAGUGAUGGAUCUCAGAGCCCCCGCUCCAUACCCCCUUCCAGCCCAGCCCGCCUACAGGCCCGCUCCUCCGCUGCCAUAUCCUCCUCACCCCUCCUUACCGCCCCACACAAGCUACAGGGCACUUCGGGGCCACUGAUGCUGACAGAGGAGGAGAAACGCACCCUGAUUGCUGAAGGUUACCCCGUACCUAACAAGCUGCCCCUCACCAAGACCGAGGAGAAGGCACUGAAGAGGGUGCGCAGGAAAAUCAAAAAUAAGAUAUCUGCCCAGGAGAGUCGCAGGAAGAAGAAGGAGUACGUGGAGUGCCUGGAGAAAAAGGUGGAGAACUACACGUCUGAGAACAGUGACCUGUGGAAGAAGGUGGAGACACUGGAGAGUGCUAACAGAACUCUACUCCAGCAGCUCCAGAAACUCCAGGCCCUGGUCACAGGAAAAGUGCCCCAAUCCUGCAAGAUGGCCUCCACGCAAACAGGAACAUGUCUUAUGGUGGUGGCGCUGUGCUUUUUCCUGGUGCUGGGCUCCAUUGUGCCUUGUCUGCCUGAGCUCUCCUCCCUGUCCCAUACUGUGAAGUCCUCCUCGCCCCUCCCCUCGGCUGACGUCUACACAGCCAGCCAGGUCCGCUCCCGCAGCCUACUCUUCUACGACGAGAACUCCUCGUUGGAGGACGGUCACAGGGGCUUCCUGAAGAUGGAGGGGGACGGCUCGGAGGGGGCGCCCCUCGACUACAACGAGGACCGGUCGGCACAUGACAGCCACAGGGGCGAACACGAGAACAUCAAGUACCUCAACAAGGCUCACUCCGACCCGGUGGACUACAACAGGACCGGCGCCCAGUUCCUCCAAGAAGAGCCGCAGUACCACAAAAUAGAGCCAAACCCCGAAGGAGGAGCGGAGUACUUUUAACCUUUAGGAGCGGAGCUGCCAAAAACACACAGCUCUCCAGACUCCUUGCCCAUGUGGAUGUGUAGUGACACUACGGCGCCCCCUAGUGUGCCAUCCCCAACCCACCUCUCCCUGCACUCCCUGACCUCCUGCAGUAGCUCCCUGGCCUUCCUGUUCCAUCCCAUUCCCUGAAGUUCCAACCGGUAGAGAGGAUGAAGAGGGUAUGUGAAGAAGAUAGAAAUGAUGGGCAACUGCAAUCAAAGCUCCACAGAAACUUUUCAUCUUUGACUGUUGUGCUUGACUGGAGGCAGAAGCAGGGAGUGAGAGGGGCUUUUUGAAACCUCUGUGUGCAAUGUGUGUCUGCCUGCACUUUCAAGCGGGUGAGUGUGGUUGCAGUGCUUCUGUGCAGAGGAAGUGCUCCUCAGAUUCCACCACACUGUUGCUUUUUCAAGGACUGCUAAAAAUAUUUAGAACACAGGAGGUACUUCAGGUGAAGGGUGUAUCGGAUCUAUAGCAAAUUGGA